AUGCGGCAAGCGGCGAUGAUGCCGCUCACUGCUUUCGUGGUUGCUGGACUUUCUCUCUCUGCUGGAAUCUGUCAGGCGUCACAGGAGUACGAGAAUAACGUGGAGCUGCUGCAGCGCAAGCUGACGCUGCAGAAUUUUAAGCCUCACGUGCUGCUAUUUGUCGCCGAUUGUAUGGGCUGGGCGGGUCUCGGAUCCCAUCGAACCGCCGAAAAUUCUGCAGAGGCCCAGGGCAAAGCCGAGACGCAGACCCCAAUUUUAGAUAACCUCAUCCGAGACGGGGUGCUUCUAGAGAGGCAUUACACGGGCUCAUCGUCCAUUCCGUCCCGGCAAUCCUUGAUUAGUGGUCGGCUGCCACGUGAAUUUGCUGCACCAAUGGCUGGCGUUUCGAACCCUACGACCUUCUGGAAUCCAGAAGAUAACAUCUCCGGAUUCUUCGGAGUUCCACGAAACAUGACAGGCAUCGGCAGCAAGUUAAAGCAAGCGGGUUACGCCACCCAUUACGUGGGGAAGUGGGCUGCCGGCCAUGCCACUCCGGAACAGACUCCCUUUGGCCGAGGCUUUGACUCGUUUCUUGGAUACUUGGGUGCUGAGAAUGAUUACUGGUCGAAGCAAGGCGAUGCUGAGGAGUUUAUUCGCAGCAUAUGUGUGGAGAAGUUUCAAGAUUUUUCUCUGUACAAUGCCACGUACCGUGGCGGCGUGGAUGAUACGAUUGCGGCAGAACUCGGCUGCGAAGAACGCCUGAAAGGCAAGUCCUUCAACAAACAUGGUUGCAACGAAGAGGAUCCCGACGAUUGCUUGCCGGAUGGCUGCCACGAAGAGUCCAUGCUUCUUGAGUAUGCUAUGAGACUUAUCAAGAACCACGACUCUUCAAAGCCACUGUUCCUCACUUACUCAUCGCACCUUGUGCACGUCCCUUACGAAUUCACUGCUUCAGCCUCAAAGUUGGAAGCCGACAUUCAGAAGUCCGUGAAAGAGUCUGGUAUUAAAGAGAAACUUCCGUGGACCUCGCCCCGCAAGGGUACGGCUGUCAGCCUGGCCUCCAUGGACUCGAUCAUGGGAAGGCUUGUUGAGGCUUUAAAAGAGCACGGCAUGUUUGAAGACACGCUGGUCGUUUUCAUAUCUGACAACGGUGGAAGCGUCCAAGUCAGGUCGGGUGCAAACAACUAUCCCUUGAAAUCGGGGAAGUUCUCAGAGUGGGAAGGCGGAGUGCGCACCAAUGCUUUCAUCUCUGGAGGUUUCAUCCCAGCCAGACAUCGCGGCAGCAGUUUCCACGGGGUGAUUCACAUCGCCGACUGGUAUGCAACUCUAUGCAGUUUGGCUGGUGUGAGCCACGUCGAUGAUGUUUCGGCCAAAGCCAAUGAGCUCCUUCGUCUCCAGGGUAGACCACUGCUAGGCGAGGUAGAGGGCCGGCCGCAGCUGCAGAACAUCUUCUCAGGAAUCAAUGGCCGCCCCGACGCACUCCACUUGAGCUCGAGCUCCUUGCUGAAGUGGCCUUACAAACUGGUCACCGGGCAGCAGAAGUACAGCUUCUGGCCUGGCCCAGUCUUCCCAAAUUGCAGCAGUGACGGCCCAGAUGACGCCCCUCUGGAUGUCUACACGCACUUUUUCUCUUUUGAGAAUGAAUCUGCUCGCUUGGAGAAGGACAUGGUUGAGGACUGCGGCAACGGCUGCCUCUUCAACGUCGAAAUCGACCCGAGCGAACGCUGGGACCUGUCUUCACAUACAGACCACAAUGCUGUGCUGUCAAGCUUGCAAGCAGAGCUGAAACUGAUGAAUUCCAAGGCCUUCAAGGCAGACAUUGGUCAUUCACGAGUGCAAGCCUGUCUGCAGUCAUUCCGGCAAGGAGGCUUCGUAGGCCCUUUUGUAGAUGUGGGGGACUUCUACACAACUCAUCAAGUCGCGGGAGAAGAAGAGACGGAGAUGUACAGACAGGAGCUGAUGCAGCUCCAGGCUCGGCUCAGGGAUGAAGAAUUCCUAAACGAAACGGCCCGGGAGAUGUACGAGAAGAUGGGUUCGCUAUCUGAUGAGCUCGGCUGUUUUGACUAG
Molecule: messenger RNA, 2046 nt
Organism: Symbiodinium necroappetens
Lineage: Eukaryota; Dinophyceae; Suessiales; Symbiodiniaceae
Source: the annotation of a GenBank genome assembly